AUGGCCCCUCGUCCGCAUGUCCCGGUCGUGACGGAAGACAGCGAUGCGAUUUUCGCCGAGCUUUCCAGUCCGUCUGACAGUCCUCCAUCUGCUCUCGACUCUGAAGUCGCAAGUGCAGAAGACGUCGAGGAGGAUACGAAGGAGGACGACCGGCUGAGCGCCGAGACGCUCCAGAUCCUGGGCUCGCUGCCCCGCGGCGCGUACGUGAAGGACAUGUACCCUAUUCGGACUAUGCGUGCCUUCCUCGAACUCGCCGAGCUGGAGGUCAAGCGCGCAGGCGUCGACACGUGCCGCGACCGGCUCGGCGUGCCGCUCAUCACCGAGUGGGCCAAGACGGGCAAGGCGGCGUGCAGGGCGCCUGAACGGGGGACAGGGACCGAGCUGCGCUCGUCCAUCACGCCCGCCGACUCAGAAGUUACGGGCACGCAAGCGCGACAGGGACGAGACCUGGCCCGACAGGCCAUCAGCACGAGGAGCGAGGAGGAGCGAGACCCGCGCGAGCAGGGGAGCAUCACCUGCCUCAACCCCAAGGACGGGCGCGGCUCCUCCUGGUGGGCGAUGGGGAGCUAUCCCUGCCUCUCGACCGGACUGCAGACGUCGGGCAAUGCGUCUCGCUUCGCGACGCCUUUGGACUGCACCCUCCCCCGCUCAAGGGACAAGUACGCGCUCGCGAAUCUCCUCGACGUCCGCUCGGAGGUACAAUGCAAGGAAUGGGUGAACACGACGACGUUUCUGGUACACCGGCGCGACGAGUGGAAUCCCGACGAAUUCGCAAUCGCGGGAAACCACUACGCGACCCUCUGGGACGGCAUUGGGGCGUACUCACCGCGUAUCCUCGAGCUCGACCCUUAUGCCGACCAGACGUGCUUCCGCCGCCUGAUCCACGGCACAGCGCACAGCGCGCCGAGCAUCCUGACCGUCAUCCCCGUGCAUCGCUUUGCCGGCUGCGCGAGCGCGAUCACAUGGGCGGGGAGUCACUACAUGCGUUAUUUGAUGGGGUACCUACCCCCGGGGCUGCCCCCGGGGCUGCCGAGUCAUUCCUACGCCGUCGACGUACAUGGGAGUGGGAGUGGGAGUGAGGCGGACGGAGGACGAAAGAUCAUCCGAGUCUUGUUCCUGAGCCGACUGAAACUGGACAAAUGGUUCUUCCGCACAAGGCAGUACUCGCACUGGCGCGGGACGCGACAUAUCUACAACGAACCUGCUUUGCUGGACCACCUGGCUUCUGAGUUUGCCGGGAUGUGUUCUGACGGCCGGUGCGACUUUGAGCGGAUAGAUGACGAGCCGGACCGAUGGCUUGCCCCUGCCGCUUCUGUCUCGGAGGAUGACGUCGGCACCGACGCCCCAGUGAUCCGGUUUUCGGUGCUUGACCCCCUCCUUGUCCCGCUCGAGACGCAGGUGGCGUACCUCGCGCACACAGAUGUGGUGAUUGGAGCACACGGCGGCGCGCUCGCGCUCACGCUCUUCACGCCCCCCGGACGCGGGGCCAUGGUCGAGCUCCAGGUCGACGAGAUCUAUGAGCGCAACUACCACUUCAAGAACCUGUGCUACCAGCUCGGAAGGCGGUAUCAGGAGCUCCUGGUUGAGAACACGGUGGAUCCGGGACCCGUCUGGGACGCGGUGAAGGAGCAGGUCGAGCUGUUGCUGUAG
Molecule: messenger RNA, 1650 nt
Organism: Trichosporon asahii var. asahii CBS 2479
Lineage: Eukaryota; Fungi; Basidiomycota; Tremellomycetes; Trichosporonales; Trichosporonaceae
Exons: 2
Coding region: 1-1650 (549 amino acids)
Molecular function (GO): glycosyltransferase activity
Source: RefSeq, a predicted model, not a curated record